AUGGCGCCGGUGCUUCCCCCCGGAUUCCGGUUUCAUCCGACGGAUGAGGAGCUCGUUUAUUACUACCUCAGGAGGAAGAUAAACGGCCUGCAGAUCGAGCUGGAGGUCAUCCCCGAAGUCGAUCUCUACAAAUGCGAGCCGUGGGAUCUACCAGGUAUUCGAUUCAUCCUCUCCAGUCGCCCCCCCUCUUCUUCAAGAGCAAUCGAUCGGUAUUUCCUCUUCUCCAUUCCAUCGCUGGAGUCAGACGUCUCUUCCUCUUCUCCGAGAUCCAAUUCCAGCCUGAGAGUAUUUCCGGAAUCAAUCCAUUAAUGGGUAGAGGGGGGGAGGGGACCCAGAACAGGGCGGUUGCUUGACUUCUCAGAUACUUUAUCCCUUUCCCUCCGCCCCAUUCUUCCUUCCAUCCCAUUAAAAGCGAAGUUGCUAUGAUCUCUUCAAAGGGAAAGAGCCAUGAUGGUCACUGUGGUGGAUUACAGUCCUCGCUUGAGCCAAAUGGAUGGAGCAGACAAAACCUUCCUCCACAUGGAAAAAUCUCUAAAGCACAAAGGGAGAAGUCGCAGGCCGAUUUCUAGGCCUGAAGAUACUGAAACCCGCCCCUUCUCCUUUUCUGGUUGAAUCUGCAGGCCGAUUCGGUGUUUCUUUCGGUAGAGGUGUCGAUGUACCAUCUUGUAGAAUUCCUGGUUGGGAAUUCUCGAGCGGGAAAGGAUUGUUCUUGGAGAUCAUCUUAGUCUGCAUGACACAAGCCGUCUCCAUCCAUAAUGAGGGUUCUCGCAUAAUUUCUUCUUCUUCUUCUUCUGAAUCAUCAUCAUCAUCAUCAUCAUCAUCAUUAUCAUAACUUGGUCUUGCUGAGGAUCGUUCAUCAGUCGGAAAAUGUCUGGUGAGGCUGGAAUUGAAGAUCUUCCACCCAUUUAUAUACUCAUGAGUAGAUUAUCUUAGUCAUCAAUUUCCGAAACUUUUGCAUCUGGGCCAUGUCGACUUGUGCUCGAAUAUCCACCACAAUUGAGAUUUGCUCUCAUCAUCAUGUAUUUCGUCCUUUCUUCUUCUUCUUCUUCGCCAUCACAUCAUAACCUGACAUGUUCUGGACGGCCAUGGCAGAGAAGUCCUUCCUUCCAAGCAAGGACCUGGAAUGGUACUUCUUCAGCCCCCGGGACCGCAAGUACCCGAAUGGCUCGAGGACCAACCGCGCCACCCGCGCCGGCUACUGGAAGGCGACCGGCAAGGACAGGAAGGUGAGCUACCAGCGUCGCGCCGUGGGCAUGAAGAAAACCCUAGUUUACUACAUGGGGAGAGCUCCUCACGGCUCCCGCACCGACUGGGUCAUGCACGAGUACCGCCUCGACGAGAGGGAGUGCGAAGCCGCCACAGGCGUGCAGGUGCGAACACCGCUCUCUCUCUCUCUCUCUCCCUCUCUCCCUCUCCCUCUCCCUCUCCCUCUCCCUCUCCCUCUCCCUUUCCCUCUCUCUCUCUCUCUCUCUUUCUUUCUCUCUCCUCUCUCUCUCUCUCUCUCUCUCUCUCUCUCUAUCUAUCUAUCUAUCUAUCUAUCUAUCUAUCUAUCUAUCUAUAUAUCUAUCUACCUAUCUGAUUACUAUUAGUUAGCUUUCUUCCGGUGUGUUGGGAUUAAAUUUGUGCUGACGUUGGUUCUGGUUUUUUCGCUUAUGAUCAGAACCCCUGGUUCUUUGAUUCCUGUAUGCAUGCAUGGAUGCAUGCAUGCAGGCGGGGAUUAAGUGCGUGAUUUUAGUGUUUUGUGUAUAGGUGGCAUUACGCUACCCUGGUUUUCAACGAAUCUCUGGUACAUCUAUCAUCCAUCGUAUUUAAUGUACGUUCAGAUUCUAUUUUCUGGAAAAGCAGGGAAGAAGUAUGAUCACAGUGAGGAUAAAUGAGAUUUUGAAUAGGAUGUUUCUUCUAUUUGCUGCAUUUUUUUUUUCUCUGUAUAUUAAUGGAGGGGGGCUUGUUUUGGUGGACGUGCAGGACGCGUACGCGCUGUGCCGGGUGUUCAAGAAGAGCGCGCCGGGCCCAAAGAUCAUGGAGCACUACGGCGCAACCUACGACGGCCACCUGCAGUGGGCCUCCGGCGAGCACGGCUCCGCCGCCACCACCAGCUGCGACGAGAGAGCCGACGACCUGGAGAGCUGCGGAUUUCAAGCUCUGCCGCCUCGACCUUGCGCAGUUGCCGCCACCAGACUUGAUGCUGAUGCGCGGGACGACGGCAGCUGGAUGCAGUUCCUCUCCGACGAGGCACUGGCGUCCUCGAGCUUUCCCUUCAUACCGUCCAAGGUUUGGCGGCACUGUUCCUCUCUUCUCUCUCUUUCUUUCUCUCUCUUUCUCUCUCUCUCUCUCUCUCUCGCUCUCUCUCUCUCUAUCUCUCUUGUGCCGCCGGUGACUUUCCCUCUCCUCUCCUCUCUCUAG
Spirodela intermedia is the source of this 2403-nucleotide messenger RNA. Lineage: Eukaryota; Viridiplantae; Streptophyta; Magnoliopsida; Alismatales; Araceae. The record is from the annotation of a GenBank genome assembly.